AUUCAGAUAGAGAUGAUUGUAUAAUUUAAAUGCGUUUUCAUGGUCGAAGAAACGGACUUAUUUAGUUUUUCACUGGAUUUUUGACGUACCGGUAAGCGCAAAGGAGAAUGAACACGUUCCGAAAACUCGUAUCCCAAGGAACCCUUUCUGGAGGGUCGAAUGGGGGAUACUCUUCGUCAGCUGGAGGUCAAAGAGGCGACACUGAUCUCGGUUUGACUCUUCUGAGGUCACUGGUUCAAUCAGUUCUGAGCAAGAGUUCAGACCUGACACCUCAUGAGAAGCGAAGUAAGAUCAGAGAGAUUCUGCCGUUGAUUUUGAAGUUGUUUCGAAACUCGACCGGGACUGAGAUAUGUGCGCAGUUUGAACAGGUGGCUCCGUUUGCAGUGACCAUGUGCAAGUUGUUUGUCGAGGAAGUCAGAGUGAGAGCACAGCCUUCUUCUACAGUGUAUGCUAGCAGAGCCAUCAUGGCGUAUCUGAGCGGAAACGAGCAGGCACCAAACACCAACGCAUCAUCGGGUGAAUUCGGGAAGAAUUUGCUGCUGUGUUUGGAAGUGAUAUGCUCAGCGAGCAAACAGGUCACAGAUGAGAUGGUACAAUGCAACUUACCAUCCACGCUGGUGAAGUGUAUCUACAUCUUCUACGAUCUUCCACCCACUCAGAACAGCUUGGAGGGAUGUGAGAGACUAGCAGUGAAAGAAUCAAUCCGUCACAUGCUCUCCCAACUCCUGCGCUACCACAGAGCCACUGAGGAACUGAUGAAUGGGGAGGACUUGGCUCUGCUGAUCACAUCAGUGGCCAACUUCUGUCCCCCUCACAAUGUGAUGUGGAGGGAGACUGCCUCUUCUGCUCUCACUACUCUGAGUGUGAAUGCACUGACGCCAAGUGUGAUUAACUACAUAAGGAGGAAGGAGUGUAUAAGACAGUGCAUUGAGAAGAUGAGGGAGAUAGGCCAGUUUUCUCCCCUGGAAAUAGUGGAGAUGUUUGUGACCCUCUUCUGCCUUCUGAAAGACUCCGCCGCACUCAGUGUGAAGCUGCUGGAGGACUUCGAACGACACAAGGGAUACGAGUUCCUCAAGGAGUUCUUAGUCAAGAUGGACCGGUAUGAGUGUGAGGCGAAUAUAGACGCCACUAUCCGCACCCUCGCUCUCUCCAUCCUCUCUCUAGUCUACUGUGGGGAGAGUGAAUUGAAGCCACCCUCUGACCUCGAGAUCCAAUUCUCACUCCCUGACUUCUCAAUUCCACAGCCUAGCAACAGAGGUGGCCCGCCGUCGAUGAUACGGAAAAUGACCAAAAACUCCAAAGGAAACUCUCUCCGAAACAUUCGAGCGUUCGACGUGCUGCAACAGACAUUCAUCAACUGCAACACAGCGUCACUUCUCCGGACAAUCCUGGAGGUAAUUUCGACCAUCUACAAUGCAGACGUCUCAAACUUCUUCAUUCUGUACAACCAGAAAACCCUGGUCGCAUUCGCCCACGUCAUUCCAAACAAGUCGCAAGAGGUCUGGGCUCAUUACUUCGAUCUGCUGGACUUCGUGGCGACUACUUUGAGAUUUGUUCCCAUCUUGGAAUUGAUCACACUAUCUUCGCAUCUCGAAACCAGAAGUAACUUGGACUUUUGUCGAACAACCCUCCAGUUCAUGCAGACUCUGACCCUGUUUCACCCUAUCUACUCGAAAGUGCUCAACCACUGCGAUCUUCUGAGAGUCCUCACGUCUACCCUAGUUCACUUCUCGAAUCACCAGGCCGAGUUUGGACUGCACAGUAGAGACAACGGAGACUUCGAUUUCGAUGCAGACAACCUUAGUUACUAUCACUUUGUCAUCCAGACAUUGAUUAUGAUUUUAAAGGAAAACGAAACGAACAUAGUGGCGUUCAAAUCGUUCGGUGGAGCUGCAGUGCAUCAUUUGAUCACGCCGGAACCUACGAGAAGCGCUGCACUGCUUCUUGUACAGACAUUGCUUUGCUCUUCUAUUGGCGAAGACGACACGAGUCGUUUAAUCCAGCGACUGUCGACAGUCGAGCAAACUGACAUCAAGUUGAAAGUGGAUCUGUUAAGAUGUCUGGCAGACUCUUUGCGACAACAUAGCGUAGUGAGGUCUAGAUUCAGACUCAGUCAAGGGUUUAUUCAUACAUCGUCAUUAGUUGCGGGUCUGACUAAUAGUCUGACGACCCCACCUUUGCCACCUUGGGACAGAAUAGACCAGUCGUCUAUUUUUCAACUAAUUGAAACGGUGCUGCAAACUCUAACGGCCGCUUUGUAUAACGACCCAGCAAAUGUAAGAUACUUCAACAAAGAAGUGAAGUUUGAAUAUUUGGUCAACUCGGUUCUGCUGCUGGGAUGUUUUGUGAAACGAAGAACGAUGUCGAAUUAUCAUCACGUAGAACAUGGAGAAGAGUAUUUGAAUCAUAAUCCGUCAAACUACUUUUUGGAUGAGUUUGAAGCUAGAAAAGAUUUGCCAGAUUAUACGCCACAGAUUUCGGCUGUGUUGAAGUUGUUCAGUUAUUUGAUGAAGGUAGCAAUUGAUUCGUUCAACACUCAACCCAUCAAACUAGAGGACAACACACCAGCAAUAAUCCAUCCUGGAGCCAUAAUCUCGAUGAUAAACCUACUGUCUGCAAUUUCAUUCCCCGAAUCCCGUCAGUGGGAAUGUGCGGUACACUUCCAUAUUCUGUGCAUAGUGCAAAAACUGGUUCUAUCAUGCGAACGAAAUGCUCAAAUGCUAGCACGUGGUGGUUUGAUUCGCGUUCUGAUUGGUCCAAUUGGAGCGGUGAUGUUAUUGGACGAACAUCAUCCUUCACAUUCAGUCACGCAUUCGCUUCUUGAUAGGCUGUCUAAUCAGAGGAUUGAAGUAAGAGAGUUAAGAGCUUAUCUGAGACUAGGGAGUCCGUUGCAUUGUUUGUUUAACGAAGAAGACGCGGUGAAUAAAUAUGUCCCGACUGAUGACAGAUGGCGACUUGUUUCGACAAUGGGUCUCGCUUCGAGCGCUUCACCGCAUGGAAGUCGUGCCAUCAUGUCACCGAGAGGCGACGACCUAUCAAAUACGACAGAUGAUAUUAAGGAGAUGAGCCGAGAAUUGAAGAAAUGCGAAUGUUGUGUGUGUCGAAUUAAAUCAGGAAGUGUCCCGCUGAAUACCAUAAAGACCCUAGUUGCGAUGAGUGGUAAACGAGAAGCAGACGCUAGAAGGGCGAUCAUGUACGCAGAUUACGUGAUGACUGAGCCACCGGCAUUCGUUGAGUUCAACUAUAACUUCGAAGGUUUUGGCAGUAUUUUCAUUCCAAAUCUUGUGCCACAUGCGGGAUCUCCUGCUUCGUUCGUGGGAUCAGCUGGAACAGUGGCAGUCGCUGCACUUUCGUCCACAGCUUCCAACUUUGUCGGAUCUCCAGUUGUACCUUCAGCGCCCGGGGCUUCUGCGGCCGCGGUAGUGAGUCUCGGCACAGGUGACCACCGGGUGUUUCCACCGAACAACGGAAUGUCCUUCACAUGCUGGAUCAACAUGAUUGACUUGCCUGAAGAUUGUAAUCAUCAUAUGAGACUCUGUACGAUCUCGAGGAACUUCAGCGCAGCGUCUAGCAAACCCGGUGACUCCUCGAAUCGAAAUUCCAUUGGAUCCUUAAGCAGUUCUCCAGCCAAUCUCGCCAGCCAGUUUGAUUUUGUUGACGUGUCUUCUCCUCCCCAAUCCAGGGACCUGGUUUGUUUCCAGGUGGGAAUAUCUGCUGUGGAUCACUCUCUGGUAGUUUCUACAAAGGAAGUGCCUGAAGGCUCGAAGAGUUUCGUAGGACUGGAUGAUCCGACUGGAGUUUCCUCUAAUUCUGAUUUGUCGUUCAGAUCCAAUGUGUUCAAACAGACAAACGGUUGGAUCCACAUUGCCGUAGUUCUCACAAAAGGCUUCGUGAAGCAGAGCUCCUGUUCCAUCUUUGUGAACGGAAUCCAGCAGAUAUCCAACAGGAUGCACUACAUCUCAACGCCCAACACUACCAACACACCAUCUGUGUACACGACUAAUAUGAGUAUAGGCACAUCACUCGUGUAUGCGACUGACAAGUGUAAACUGAAGUGGAAACUAGCAGGAGCUCACUUGAUGGAAGACGCACUGUCAAGUACCCAGAUAGCACACAUGUACAAGCUGGGCCCCUCAUAUAGCGGCUCCUUCCAACGAUGCCCGAUGAACCUGUUUGACCUCCCUUCCUCAAACACCUCCGCCAUCUCCACCCUCAACCCCUCCUCCAUCAUCACAUCAACCCCAGUGACCCCGGCUACACCAGGUAGUUCUGCAACAUCUACGGGUGGAGUGGUGGCUAUAGUUAGUGAGGAUAAGAUCAUAUGGGGAGUGAAUGCAAGGAGUAUGACUGUGUUGAGUCUGGCCAGGAUCAGAAAGAUGUAUGGAAAAGGGAUGGCAAUCACCCUAUCCAAACUGCUCAAACUGUCACUGGCCGAUGAAGUGUGCCCCGUUCGCGUUCUCUUCAAUUCCGCCUCCCACCUUCAAGGUCCAGUGAGAGCACCUUUAGGCGGAGUCCUCAUCGGCAACUCCUCAAUUCGAGCUUUCACUCCUGCUCCUUUGGCUUCAACUUUGAACAAAAUUGGAGCUCCUUUGAUAGUCCUAGAACUCAUAGCCAAGAGUGAUUCAAUCGAGAGAUUGUACGCGUGUGUUAAACUGUUGAACACUGUUUUGCCUUGUCUUGAGAUUAAGAGUGACAUGGACUGUAAGAAAUGGUUCCAGACUCUUUCGUUGAUUCUGGAACGGAAGGCCCACUCAAUUAAUUCACAUGUGGCACAGAUAAUCUUGGAAACGAUUGGAAUAGUGGAGUCAAAUUUCUCCUCUCCUACAAAACAGCCAGACUCUAUCCCUGACUCAUUCAACUCCCCCCACGUGGAGUGCAGACUCUCUCCAUUCUAUCAACACUUGGCACUCACUGAAGUACUCCUCAAUCUGGACAUCUGGAGUGGAUGUUCUUCAGAGGUACAGCUGCUGGUGUUUAAGUCACUUACCAGUGCAGUCAAAGAUGACAAGUUGGCUGAUGCGAUGGUCAAUCAUGCAAUCAUUCCCAAAAUAGUGGCAAAGUUACGAGAAACUCAAUCUUGCGCUUCACUGGCUACCAGCAAAGCCCUCAUCAAACUCGCAGUUUCGCUUCUGACGAAAUCUCCCCACGCACACAUCGGAUGUGUUGCACAAUACAUUGCCAGUCUGCUCUAUUUAUCAAACAACUCCCCAAAUGAACAAUCACUCACAGAAAACUCCAUAGAACAGAAAUUGGUACUGUUGCGUAAUCAUUCCUUGUACUGUCUGAUUAGCGAAGCCUUUUCAUUGGAUGGAUCGAAAUUGAACACCUCGUUUUGCUCAAUGGUCCAGGAAGCUAUUGGCUUCGACUGGAUCUUAUUAUUUUUAUGCGAUCCAAAAAUUCACGAAAGUACAGUAGUCGCAGCUUUCAGACUUCUAGUAAUAAUUUUACUGAGCCCGACAGGCAUGAGUAAUUUCAAACAUGGAAGUUAUAAUGGUAACUGGUUGAGCAUUACUAACUCAGCCUUGCAACAUCCAUACUCGAAUAAACCUCUAUCGCAUUUCGAUCCUCAGAGUUCAUCUCAUGUAACAGUAAGCCGACAGCAAUCAUUGGCGGCCAUGGGAAUUGUAAAUACAAAUUCUGGCAAUGCAAAUGGUAACUCGGAUGUUAUAACCCCUGCUUCGUCAAAAGGUGCUGCCGCAGAUACGAGAACUGAAUCGAUAGAUGAAAACUUGUGUGUCGGAGGAGCUUCAGCUUCGGCUCAUGCGAAACAGAAUGGGUUCCGACCGGCUUUUUGCGCAGUUAACGGCUUCGAUGCACUCCAAUAUUGUAUGGCUCAUCAUACUCACGUGACGCAACUGUACUACUUGUUGUUUGCAUUGACGCUAUCGAAGAUUCCUAUCAGAGAUCCACCAGGACCCAGCGUACAGUUUUCCGGGCAGGAGCUGUGUGCUUAUGCUGACUUCAGAUACCCCCACUCGCACUCUCCCCAGAGAACCAACCCACAAUCUCCCCCCUCUAGCAGCAGUACCACCCCCGUCUCCUCAUCUGCAAACAUCCUCAUCGAACCCCUUCAAGUCAUCAUAGUCAUGCUACAACAUGCAAUCCACAAGGUUGAAAUUGGGGCUAAAAAGACCCCUACAACCUCUGUCAGUGUCAGCGUUGGAUCCCCUUUAAGGGGAGAACUCCUUGGCACUCUUGAGGAGAUGCCAAAUUCCGAAUCUGACCGUGAUGUUUUUCAGCUAUCAGUGGAAGAGCGAAGCAGGCGCGAAAGCGACUCUGAGAUCUCUAACACUCUCACUGGCUCUACGUCAAUCACAAACAUCAUAGACAGUCUCUUGCAACUCCUCCAGUCUCUAAACCACGCCAGUGUGGUCCAGUUCUUCACAGCACCAGUUCUAAACUGCAUAACAGGAGUUCUAUUCCCGCCUAACAUCUCCUACAAUCAGUGCGCGAACCAGAGAGUCAAACAGAAUCUCCUGGACCUGCUGUGUGGCAUCGUGAUUCAAAGUACACUCUACCCUUUGCCACAGAAAUCAUUGCCAGUGUUCGACAUAAUUCUGGACUCGUGUCCGAUUUUCAACGAAGGUAGUACAGAAGUGCAAUCAAGCGCAACAAGUACGACAGGUGAUCGAUGUUCGAGGCGGUCGAAGCUGGAAAAGAAACAGUUCACGACUGAUAUAACCCAUCAUGUCAUGGAUUACGUAAUUAAGGCGGAAAUAAUGAACCCAACUGCGGCUGCUUUGCCGUUCACGCCUGGAGGUAACCAACAACACAUUCCGAGUCAUUUAGUUUAUCUUUGCAACAGAUUUGUUGACCUCAUGUGGCAAGAAAUGUUGAACAAAACACCCUCAGAAGUGAUCGAGUUUCUCUGUCGGCUAAUUCAACAGUCGGACUUCGGGGCUUCUCAAUCAGAGAUUGGUUUCUACUCGGCUUUGAAUAGAGUGUUGAUAUACGAUUUGACGAAACUGCCAAAUGACCAGCUGUUAGACCAGAUGGGGACUCUCGAGUGUUUCAGAAAGUACGUAGGCAAGCGAAAGUACAUAUUUGCUCCUCAAAACAACGACCUGAAUUUCCUCGGAGCCUUGUGUUGCAAAAUAUUUAGCGUCGUAAGUUCGAGUAGGAACGCAAGUAAUCGCGAAUUUGUUCUGACCGGCUGCCAAAGGCUUUGGGACACGAUCAUAGACAAGAAAAAAGACCAAAUUGAGAACAUUUUCCGAGUGAAUUUGCCUCAGGGAUCAACUCGGGUUGAUGUCUCGACUUUCGCUGACAAAUUUAGGGAACCAUCGCUGAAGUAUUGGGUGAAUUUUGUCAAAGACGAAACGGAACGAACUCAACAAGAUACGUUCGCUCUCUACGCGCAAUUAAACCAGUCAAAGAUCUCAAGAUGGGGAGGCAGUUUCACUAAAGGAUUCGCAAGUUUCACCUCUAAGGGGUCAAUCAAACAAUCAGGGUCAGCUGUCAAAACUAGUUCACGUGUUCCAGUUGACCUUGCCGUACACCACUGGGUUAAUAGUCACGCGCCUCUGGGUGCCGAAAACAUCUCAUCUGUGCAGUUACACCUGGAACAGCUGAAGAAGAAUUUAGUGGAGGCAACUCCUGUCGAUGAGAUUAUGAGUAAUGGGUCGACGUUGCUGAGCGAGCGAGGCAUUUGGGGCCCAAUGCAUGCAAGUAGAUUCGAUAAGUGGACCCUGGAUAUGACUGAGGGGCCGUGCAGGAUGAGAAAGCGUAUGAAACCCCAUAAGAACUUCUACACUUUGUUCCCCUACAGGCAUGAACAAGAGCAAAACAAAUUUUCAACGCGCAAAAGAGCACCUAGUUCAGCCGACAGCAAACACUUCUAUGCCAAACAUGGUCUACUUCUGAAGAGAACGUCUUCAGUUCCUGUGACUCAAAGCACGCCGAGGCUAACUCAAAACACUCUAAGGUCUCAAAACACAGUCGAUGUUGUAAGUACAACACCUCUAUUGUCAAGAAAGAGAGUAGAAUCUGAAAACCUAGGCAGUGCACUCAGAAACAGUCAAAUUGAAGAAGAACAAGAUAUUGCAACCCUUGAGGUCCCGAACGAAGAGUUUGAUGAAGUUAAUGAUACGAACGCAGCAGGUCAAGAAGAACUGGAAUUACAGGCGAGUAUAAGGGAAAUGCAGUUGACAUCUUCAGAAAGUUACCGCCAAAUAGCUGAAGAGAACGAAACAGAGCCGAAUGUUCUGGGAACUCUAGAGGAGCACGCUGUUUCAGACACAGGAGACAGUGGUAGCGAUCAAUAUCCGACUACAGGUCAUCGGAGAAGUGACUCAGAAACAGUUCAAACAACUAAUGUAACCCGAACAGAUUCAGUACCAAAGAUGCGAACUCUCUCGACAACUUCCUCGGCCGGGGGAGCACAACAGAGUAGCGGUAGGCUUGACUCAACUUCAUCCCUUGUUGACUUGAAUUUAGCAGAACCGAACCAAACUAGUUGCUCGGCUCCGUCAUUGUUUGCAGUCCUAGGCACUUCGGACGUGACGGCGAAUUGCACCAUGUGCAGGUGUGCGAGGAUCCAGGGGUUGGAUAAUUUCGAGGGACUGAUGGUGUUCUUCAGGGAACAUUUCUACAUUGUUGAUGGAUAUACUAUGUUGAAUGGGGAAGUGAAAGACAUCGAAUUUCUCACUUCAGGAGAAUUUGAGCCUAUUAUUCCCAAAACUGGACAAGCGGUGUCUGCAAACGACCUCAAACUGAACCGAUCUGCGCGUGUCGUUCUGCAACUAAAUUACGACGAAAUCCGAGAAAUUCAUAAAAGACGCUACCUUUUACAGCCUAUUGCCCUUGAACUGUUUUCGGCCGACGGAAGAAGUCUUCUGCUUGCAUUCCCAGUAUCGCUCGGGUACCAGAGUGACAGAAACAAAGCCUAUCAUAAACUGUUAACAUUCUGUCCAUCUUUAACCACAUCAGCUGCUCAGAGCGUAUCUGGACAGAAAGCGAGUACAUCAGUCGAGGGAUCAUCAGGGCUGAUUUCCUCAUUAAUUGGGGAGAAAAGUGUAACACAAAGAUGGGAAAGAGGAGAGAUUUCCAACUUCCAAUAUUUGAUGCACCUUAAUACAUUAGCAGGUCGCUCGUAUAACGAUUUGAUGCAGUAUCCGGUAUUCCCGUGGAUUCUUAAGGACUAUGAUUCAGAUUCUUUGGAUCUGGAGAAUCCGAAGUCUUUUCGAGAUCUCUCGAAGCCAAUGGGCGCUCAGGAUCCGGAACGUUUAGAUUCAUUUUUGAAGCGCUUCAAAGAAUGGGAAUCGGACAACCACUUUGACACGCCUCCUUAUCAUUAUGGAACGCACUAUAGCUCAGCUAUGAUAGUUUGCUCUUUUCUCGUAAGAUUAGAGCCGUUCACGUCAAAUUUCCUUAGGCUCCAAGGCGGCCAUUUUGACUUAGCAGAUCGAAUGUUCCAUAGUAUCAAAGAUACUUGGUUAUCAGCGUCCAAAAACAACAUGGCCGACGUGAAAGAAUUGAUUCCAGAGUUUUUCUACUUACCACAGUUUCUGAGAAACGAAAACAAAUUUGACCUAGGUAGAAAGCAAAGUGGAGUUGUUCUCAAUGACGCAGUUUUGCCAAAAUGGGCCAAAGAUUCGCCAGAUGAAUUUAUUCGUAUGCAUCGCGAAGCUCUAGAAAGUGAUUACGUCUCCUCUCAUUUGCAUGAGUGGAUCGAUUUAAUUUUUGGAUACAAGCAACGUGGGCCAGCAGCCAAAGAAGCCUAUAAUUUAUUCCACCAUCUUUUCUACGAAGGAAAUGUGGACAUCUACAACAUAAGUGAUCCGCUUAAAAAGAAUGCAGUAAUUGGGUUCAUUAAUAACUUUGGCCAAAUUCCAGAGCAGUUGUUUAAGAAGCCGCAUCCAGUUAGAAAAGCGUUUUUGGCGUGGUCAGUUGAGCGCCCAUUUAGCACUGCGUAUCCUUCAGCCAAAAUAUUUUACCACCAGCCUGACAAUCUUCAACCUAGUGUCCAGUUGGUGAAAUCUCCUCAUAGGGGAUCUGUGGGUCAAAUCAGAAUCGGAGGUAGUGCCACGGAUAAAGUUUUGAGUGUAGAACAGAAUAGGUUGCUGGUGCCCAAUCAAAAUGGACGAUUCGUCGCCUGGGGUUUCAUCGACGGGUCAAUCAGAAUGGGAAUGACCUCUGACCCAGACAAAUUGGUCUCGAUUUUUGAAGGCGUGGGGUCCAAUUGUGACGUCAUUACAGCGACGAUGCCGAAUGAGAAGUUCAUGUUCACGGGUGGAAAUAGUGGUGUGAUUACUGCGUGGGGAUUCAAUGCGACUCCUGCUGAUGAGAGCAAAUCGUACCUUAAAGUUAACAAGCAACUGUAUGGUCACCAUGCGCCCAUCACCUGUCUGAGUAGUUCGUCCAACUACCACAUAGUGCUGAGUGGGAGUAAGGACUGCACGGGGAUAGUGUGGGAUGUGAACACUCUGCAACUAGUGAGACAACUGCCUAACCACUUCCACCCAAUCACCUGCUGCCACAUCAACAACCUAUCUGGUGAACUGAUCACGACUGCUGGGUGGUACCUCUACGUGUGGACCAUCAACUGCGAACCCAUUGCAUUCAUCAACACAGCUGUCACCAGCAGCCAACAGACCUACAUGUCCCACCUCACACUCCCCCAACCCACGACGCCAUCUGUGCGCAACUCCACAUUCGCCAGUGGGACGAUCAACAAUUCAACCGGGAUGACAGGCAGUGUAAAUAUGACUGCAGCAGCCGCUAGUUUCGGAGGAGGAGCAUCUACUGGAGGCAUAACCUGUCUCGCGGCUAGCGAGCUGAAUGAAUGGAAUAGUGACAAUGUCAUUCUAACGGGGUCAGCGGACGGAGUUGUGAGGAUGUGGAGCAUUGAGAUGCGUCAAGUACCGUGCAAUAGUCCAUACGACACGGUCAGUGCAGAGCACAUAAGACAGACUAAUGAAUCAAACGGAGAAAUAGUUGCCAGUACUGAUGCCAUUGAUGGCCAGAGUGCCAGGGACAACGGGAACCAAAGAAGUGCAAUGGGAGUUCAAAAAAGAUAUUCUAUUGACAGUCUAGAAGAGGACGCCUUCGAUGCUGACGAUACAAGCCAGUCGGCGAUGUUCACUCCUUGUGAUCCUGACAUUAGCCCGUCUUCGGUGCCAAAUAAUGGCUUGGAACUAGACAACACCCUCUCAAUGACAUUAACUUCUGGAACCAAUGUUGUUGACUCCUCCGGAUACGCAGUUUCAGAUCUAGAAUCGCACUAUUCGAGUACUAGAAUACCGUUUUCGUCUACAUCGACCCAGAGAAAUUCUUCAGGAAGUACAUACCAACAGGAACCGGGCUCAGAACCUCUGACCCCAGGAACUCCAGAUCCGUUUCAGGAAUCAAGUCAUGCGAAUACAGCCAAUGCUGAUCCGAAUUGUGAGAGCACAGGCCCGAGUUUUCCCACAGAUGCGUCGAUGCAGUCAUCUAGGAUGAAUUCUGAGACGUUCCACAUUGUGAGCAGAAGUGAUAUAGGCGAGACUCGAAGUGAGACUGGCGUUGGUAACAGAACUAGAAGUGAUGCGUUCAGCAUGGAGACUGAAAUUCUCACGCGAUCGGAAGAUGGUGGGAUUGGGGGAGGGGGACUGAAGCAGGGCUACAAGUGGCAGUACCAGAUAAAGUUCAGAACUAAGCUCACUGCACACACAGCCUUCGAGAGACAAGAUAACCAGUACCCAGCCUCAGUCACAGCAAUCGCCAUUCAUCCUGACCAUUCCAAACUGUAUGUGGGAGAUAGCAGAGGCAGAGUGCUGCAGUGGCUGGUGUGUGACAGUGCACCUGGGAAGGCGCCAGUCGACAACUGGAUGAGGGAUGAAGGUAGUAGUCAAUGCAUGCACUGCUCAGUCCCCUUCUCAUUCACGGAGAGACGGCACCAUUGUAGAAACUGUGGGAAACUAUUCUGUGCCAAAUGCAGUAAUUAUCAGACGAUCAUUCCUCAAAAGAGAAUCACUACUAAUGUGAGAGUGUGUGUGAACUGCUACACCGCCCUGACUCACUCUCUCUCAACUCCUUUGCACACCCAAACUGGCAACGGAGGAGGAGAAAACAUCACAUCGUCUUUACCUUCUUAGCCCUACUCUGUGCCCGAUAUUCUGUAAAACUAGAAAAAGUGCAACCGACAAUAAUUACCAUAACUCAUCAGUUGCCAAGAAAAACUUAUCACACUCAUUAGAAGUACGUCAAAAAAACGGCAAAGUAGAAGUGCGCUUAGGAGGACAAAAAGCGGCGAAGCAGAAACUUACUAUUGAAAUUCUUCUGCUCUAAAACAUCAAAACUGCAACAAACGAAAGUCCCAUCUCUGAAAGAGUGUUGAAUUGUUGAAAAUUUGUUUAAAUAUAUACUGCAAUAGUCUUUCUAGCUUUCAAUUUUUUUGUGAUUGAAGUCAUGCGAAGUGUUUUUUUUUUAAAUACAUCUACAAGUUCAGAAGUUAUUUUAUUUGAAGUUGAUUGCUUAAUAGGAUUUUGAAUACGUGGUUAACCAUUUUCAUCUUAGAUAAAUAGCUUCGAUUCUUCAUUAGUUUCUGUUCGCAUCUAUUUUUUUCUGAGCUAAACCACAAAGAAACCAGUGUUUAUUUUGAUAUAUUCUGAAAAAUAGUAUUGUAAAUUUCAAGUAGUGUAGAUAUAAAAUGUAUCGUAAUUUUUGCUAUUUUAUGUCAAUUCCAUCAGUUAAAAUUAUUUAUGGGAACUAAUAAAUGCUAUUGCAUUCAAUUUUAGGUGCUGAAAUAUUUUGAAUAUAAAUUGUAACGACUAGAUAAUAGACGUAAAAUUAUCGAAAGUUUCUUGAUCGUUUGUGAGUCCUAGUCACUCGAACGUAAACUCCAGAAUUUUUGCUAAAGAGUUUUAAAUUAUUUUUUGGUAAUUUGAAUGCAAAAAAUUGAGUUAGGUUGCAAUGCACAUUACGCAGGAUUAGAUUAAAUUUUUUGCAGCUAAUCUGUCUUGUGUCUUGGUAGAUGUAAUGUGAUUUGUUGAACCAUUCCAAGCCAAAAGAUUGGGAUAUUCGAAACAAACUUUGCAACAACAGAAUUUUCCUCAAAUCUCAUGUAAUCUUAUUUAUUAUUUGCCAUGCAAUAUAUGAUCAUGAUAGUGCUAAAUUUUUUUCAUAUUAAUAAAAAUUUCUA
Symsagittifera roscoffensis is the source of this 13120-nucleotide messenger RNA. RefSeq names its product WD repeat and FYVE domain-containing protein 3-like. The record is from RefSeq and is a predicted model, not a curated record. The transcript has 30 exons. NCBI's taxonomy places the organism in Eukaryota, Metazoa, Xenacoelomorpha, Acoela, Convolutidae. The coding region runs from base 108 to 12074 and encodes 3988 amino acids. Gene Ontology annotation, molecular function: protein binding; metal ion binding.